Trichogramma pretiosum is the source of this 1495-nucleotide messenger RNA. Its product is annotated as laminin subunit beta-1-like. Lineage: Eukaryota; Metazoa; Arthropoda; Insecta; Hymenoptera; Trichogrammatidae. Gene Ontology annotation, cellular component: laminin trimer. The coding region runs from base 51 to 1130 and encodes 359 amino acids. The record is from RefSeq and is a predicted model, not a curated record. The transcript has 5 exons. Gene Ontology annotation, biological process: substrate adhesion-dependent cell spreading; cell migration; basement membrane assembly.
CGGAUAGGCACGAAAAAAUUGCAGCAAGUGUCAGCAGUCGCUCCAGCGCGAUGGCCGCUACAGCAAAGAGACUCGUAUUGCUCUCCGUACUGGGGCAGUUGCAGCUCCUUAUCCUCGUUACCUAUGCGAUACCAAACACUAACUUGGGGCGAUUAAGAGAUUUGCCUUUGCAUGUAUCGACGAAAAAAGCUUCGUUCUCCGAGUCGUGCGAGCUCGGGCCCUGCCGGCCGCGCUCGGGCGAUCUGCUGAUCGGACGCGAACACCAGUUGAGCGCCACGUCCACCUGCGGCUCGCGCUUCCUGCCCGAGAGAUACUGCAGCUUCAAGAGUCGCGGCGACCAGGACGACGACUGCUCCAACGUCUGCGACACCUGCGACUCCGACGUCAAUCACACUAUACGCAACAUCGUCAAUUACAAGGAUGGGAGGAACAAAGAUCUGUGGUGGCAGUCGGAGAACGGCGUGGAGGAGGUGUCGAUCACGCUGGAGCUCGAGUCGCAUUUCGAGAUGAGCCAGCUUUUCAUGAGAUUCGCCAGCCCGAGGCCGGCGGCGAUGCUGAUCGAGAAGUCGGAUAAUUUUGGCCGCUCGUGGCGGGUUUAUCAGUACUUUGCGCGCAACUGCUCGCAAUCGUUCCCCGGAAUUCCGACGGGGCCACGCAAGAGCCUGGCCGACGUUAUCUGCCUAUCGAAAUACUCCAGCCUAGAGCCAAUCAGCAACGGCGAAGUCAUAUAUCGAGUACUACCCACGGGCACGGGCAUCAACGGCAACAGCUCGAAAGAGCUGUUCCAGAAGCUCCGAUUGACCAAUCUGCGGAUCAAUUUCACCGAGUUCCAGCGCACCUGGCUCGAGCCGCAGAAAAUGUACUACGCCGUCAAGAGCAUGACGAUCCGGGGCGUCUGCUCGUGCAACGGCCAUGCGUCCAAAUGUCUACCCGUCGACGACUCGACGACGACGACGACGACGACGACGAUGACGAACGCCAGCAGUUGGGACACGGUCGGCGGCAGCUGCGCCUGCGAGCACAACACGGCCGGACAGAAUUGCGAGCGCUGCAAGCACGGCUACUAUCCGGACCACCUGCUGAAGAUGUCCCACCCGCAGGCCUGCAGACGCGGCUUCUUCUUGAUGUGAAGGCGACCAAGUGCCAAUGGCUGCAGCAAGGUCGUGUCAUUGACUAGAAACUGUGAUAUAUAUACAUAUUUAUAUUCGUUACUUUUUAUAAGACGGAAUUAUAGUAUUUUUUUUUUCAAAUUUAUAUUAUGAAUAUAUUAGUUUUAGUAGCACGAGAUGAAAAUAAAGCAAUUUUCGAGCGACAUACUUAAAGAGCUCGUUAUCAUUGUGCCAUAUUAAGCUGAACGAUAAUUCUUUAUCUGCAAUCAAAAACACAUUGCUAUUAUUUUUAACGUAUGCAAAAAGCAGCAACAAUAAUACGAAUGUAUGUGUGUGCACUGUAUCGGGUCGAAAUCUGCCGUUGCAGUAGUGCAGCGCAACGACGC